Molecule: messenger RNA, 1410 nt
Organism: Aspergillus saccharolyticus JOP 1030-1
Lineage: Eukaryota; Fungi; Ascomycota; Eurotiomycetes; Eurotiales; Aspergillaceae
Product: transcriptional regulator SPT3
Exons: 4
Coding region: 130-1104 (324 amino acids)
Biological process (GO): transcription by RNA polymerase II
Cellular component (GO): SAGA complex
Molecular function (GO): transcription coregulator activity; protein heterodimerization activity
Source: RefSeq, a predicted model, not a curated record
GUUCUGGGGGUCCUACUGAGGAAUGUCCAAUCCAUCGGCUACGAUAUAUUUAGGGACUGGAAGCACACUUUCACUGUCUCUUCUCUGCGCUCGAAGCGCCAGGCAGCCCGCUUCUGACUCUCCGCCAAGAUGUCGACAGAUCGGACACCCAAGUAUCGACAAGAGAUCCAGCAGAUGAUGUUUGUCUCUGGAGAGACUGCCGAACCAUCUGUUGAGACGACUACACUUAUCGAGGAGAUCGUUCGCCAGCAGGUUGUUGAGAUUCUUGCUCGAAGUACCGCUUUAGCGACUCGCCGCGGUGUGCGAUCCAUCUCCACUGACGAUCUGAUCUUCUUGAUCCGUCAUGACAAGGCCAAAGUUUCUCGCCUGAAAACCUUUCUCUCAUGGAAGGAUGUGCGCAAAAACGUCAAGGAUUCAGAUGACAAGGGAGGCGCCGACGCCGCCGACUUCGCAGCCGCCGACGAUCCUAUCGCCGGAGGCGUCGUGGCUGGUCCCCAGGAUGUUGCGUCGAAGCCCAAGAACAAGCGUGCCCGUGUAGGUCUCGCCUGGGAUGUGAACAGCUUCUACUCUGUGCAGGUCCCCGAGCGCGAGGACGAAGAAGAUGAGGAGGAGGAAGAGCAGAACUAUGCCACUCUGCAGCGUCUUGCCGCGGCCGACGAGCGCACCAAGCACAUGACUAAAGAAGAGUAUGUGUUCUGGUCGGAAUGCCGUCAGGCGUCCUUCACUUACCGCAAGAGCAAGCGUUUCCGAGAGUGGGCUGGAUUUGGAAUCGUGACCGAGUCCAAGCCAAAUGAUGAUAUCGUCGACAUCCUGGGGUUUUUGACUUUCGAGAUCGUGCAGACGCUGACCGAAGAAGCCCUCAAGGUGAAGGAGCGGGAGGAUCGAGAGAAGAAUCGUCGUGGCGGCGCAGACAAUGGUGAGGACUCCAAGAAACGCAAGCGCGAGACCGGCCUUUUCGACCCGCCUGAGGAGGGCCGCACUCCUGUCGAGCCCAAACAUAUUCGCGAGGCCUAUCGCAAGUUGCAAGCGACGCCCAACAAGAACAUUGCUAUGCUGCUACACAACGGCCGCGUGCCAGCCCGGAUGCCUUUACGAUUGAUUUAAUGGGGUAUUUUGUUACCUUGGCGUUGUUCCAUUGGCGUCUAUUGGAGUCUAAGCUAGUGAUACCCUCAGCACACACUUGCGAGCUGAAAACUGGAAUCUCUCGCUACCAUAUGUUGCGAGUUACCGCGUUGUUAUAAGUUGUCUGUUUUAUGCACCCGGCCUCUUUAGCUUACACUUCUGAAAUCCACUUCAGAGCACUUGUCUCAUUUGCAGAUUAAUACGAAUUUAAUACUAGUGACAUGCUAUCCAGCAGAUAUGUCAUCAGGGUCAUCAAAUCAUAGCAUUCUUCUCAAUUCACAGCUCGAG